CCACCACCACCACCACCACCAGCAGCAGCAGCCGUAGCCGCCGCAGCUCGCUGUAGGAGACUCGCUGUACCAGCUACACUGAUCGCUCUGUGCUCUUUGCACGUUGUCAACCAGUGUUGUCAUCCCCGUAACGGCUCCGGAGGAAUUCUUUUCAAACCUUUUUAUAAGGGGGUCGCUUGGUAUUUUUUCAACAGAUGCGCCGGCCGGGAUUCUUCCAUGGUACUGCUGCAGACUUUGUGUUUUCUUUUUCUAUCCAUUCCUGAGUUCUCCGGCGUUGUUCCGAGCGAGCGGACGCACGCCUCACUGUGUCAGACGAACGCACGUCAAGCCUGCUGCUGAUUAGAAGAUGGGAGCCUCGUGUCAAACAAAUAUGCUGCUCUUUGUUUUCCUGUGGAGUUUCUUCACACACUCUGGGCACACUGCCUACCCCAGGAUACGGCUCUCAUAUUCAGAUCUGUGGCAGAUGAACAGGACCGUGGUGUUCCAGGCCCAGCAGGGGACUCUGCUCCAGGCUCAGACCAUGCUGCUUGAUGAGCCCAACGAGAGGCUCUACGUCGGGGCCAAGAACCGCCUUCUCUCUCUGCGCCUGGAGCACAUCAACAGGGACCACAAAGAGAUCCGCUGGGCGAGCAGUGAGUCCCAGAUCGAGGAGUGUCUGAUGAAGGGCCGAGAGAAGCCGGAGUGCGCCAACUACAUCAAGGUGCUGCAGCAGUACAACAGCACCCACCUGUUGGCCUGCGGGACUGGAGCUUUCAACCCCACCUGUGGUCUGCUGGCGGUGGGAACCAAGGCAACCGACAGGCUGUUCUCCCUGGCGGAGGAGAGUGUUGAGAGCGGCCGGGGCCGCUGCCCCUACGACCCCAACAGUCUGUGCACCUCCACCCUCUACAGAGGGGAGCUGUACAUCGGCGUGUACACCGACUACUGGGAGAACGACGGGGCGCUGUGCCGACUCAACAGCCAGACGUACACGCGCACCGAGCGGGAUGACAGACAGCAGCUGAACCAGCCUAAGUUCAUCAAGUCGGUGGUGAUCCCCGAUAAUGACGACCCAGAGGACGACAAGGUGUACUUCUUCUUCACCGAGCGGGAGCAGAACCCGGAGGGAGAGACCAAGGCCGUGUACACCCGGGUCGGACGCGUCUGUGCUAACGACCAGGGAGGCCGGAGAAUGUUGGUCAACAGAUGGAGCUCCUUCCUGAAGACGCGCCUCAUCUGCUCGGUGGCCGGGGCCAACGGCAUCGACACACACUUUGACGAGCUCGAGGACAUCUUCGUGCUCCAGAACAAGGACCAGAAGAAUCCAGAGAUCUUUGGACUUUUCAGCACCACGAGCGCCGUCUUCAAGGGCUACGCCGUGUGCGUCUACCAGAUGGACGACGUCAGGGCGUCCUUCAACGGGCCCUUCGCCCAGCGGGAGAGGCCUGGCCACCACUGGACCCCCUACGAGGACCGCGUGCCCUACCCCCGCCCCGGCUCCUGUGCCAGUAAGAUGAACGGCGGGGGCUUCUCCAGCUCCAAGGAGUUCCCUGACGAGGUUCUGCGCUUCGUGCGCGCCCACCCGGUCAUGUACCGGGCCGUGCAGCCGCUCCACCGCCGGCCCGUCCUGCUGCAGACCCAGGGGGGAGGGCGCAGGCUGACCCAGCUGGCGGUGGACCGCGUCCAGGCCCAGGACGGCCACUACCACGUCCUGUACAUCGGCACCGACGACUCUGUGGUGUUGAAAGUGAUCACCAUCUACAACAAAGACACGGACACGGUGGAGGAGGUCCUGCUGGAGGAGCUCCAGGUGUUCCAGGUGCCCACAACAAUAACAGAAAUAAUCAUAUCAUCCAAAAAGCAGCAGCUGUACGUGGGCUCGGAGGUGGGCGUGGCCCAGGUGAGGCUGCACCAGUGUGAGCUCUACGGCUCCCAGUGCGCCGACUGCUGCCUGGCCAGGGACCCCUACUGUGCCUGGGAUGGGCUCACCUGCUCCAGGUACUACCCUGCUGGAGUCUACCCCAAAAGCCGCCGGUUCAGGCGCCAGGAUGUUCGCCAUGGCAACGCCGUCCAGCUGUGUAAUGGGCUGCAGAUCGACGACCAGCAGCUGGGCGUGGCAGAGGAGAGGACGGUCUACGGGGUGGAGACCAACAGCACCCUCCUGGAGUGCACCCCUCGCUCCCUUCAGGCCAGGGUGCUCUGGUUCAGACAGCAGGGAGAGCUGCAGCAUGAGCUCCAGGCCAGCGAGCGCGUGGUGCCGACCGCGCACGGGCUGCUCCUCCUGCACGUGCGCGGCUCCGACGCCGGCGUGUACGUGUGCCAGACGGCCGAGCACGGCUACGUGCACGCCCUGCUGCGCGUGGCGCUGGUGGUGCUGAAGGGGGAGCGCGCGGCGGCGGCGGCGGCGGCGGCGGGCGACAGAGAGAAGGAGCUGUCGUGUCCCUCCUCCUCCUCCUCCGGGGGUCCCCAGACAGGGGGGCAGCCCGGCCCCCACUCCCGGGUGUGGUACAAGGAGUUCCUGCAGCUGAUUGGCUACGGGGACGCCCAGCGGGUGGAGGAGUACUGCGAGCGGGUGUGGUGCUCGGACAAGAAGCGCAAGAAGCCCAAGAGGAGGUAUGCCCCCCCCGGGGGGGGGGGGGAGAAGAAGGGGAAGGCCCGAGCAGGGGAGGGCUCCCACCGUGCCCCCAGACACACACUGGAUACAUGAGGGUGUGUGUGUGGCCACGCAUGCACACACACACACACGCCCCCCCCCCCCCGCACACGCACACACAUGCACACAAGUGGAAACACACACGCGGUCAAACACACCCGCACACAGAUGUUGAAACACACACGCACACACUGUUGUUGAAAUGCACACACUCACACGCACACCUCACGCCAACACGCAUUUUGAGACCUAAACAUCCCCUCACCCCCACCGACACACCCACCCCCACCCCCACACACACACAGACUAAAGGUCAGGCUCUCUUGUGUUCCCACCACCGAGCAGAUAUCAGGACACACUUUGUCCCUAGUAUUAUUAUUAUUCGUGUGAGGUAUAUUCGCUUUAAAUGUCCAAAACAACCUUUAGGUCAAAUCAGGGCAAGUUUGUUGAGCAGAUGAAUCCUCACAUGAUCAGCGUUGAAUAAGGGGUUACGUAAAGUCCUGUGGACCGUCAGAACACUGGGCCCCUGCAUGAGCUGAAAUGAGAUGGAGGGGAGGGUGAGCUCUGACCUCAGAGACAUGCCAGGCAUAAGCUCCCCCCCCCCGGAGUGAGCCAGAGCAAACCGCUUGACCAAAACAAACACAAGAGACUUGACAAAUGGCUGAUCUUCUCCCGGCGCUGCGGCCAAUCACGACGACUCGUUCGCCAUGUCACUGUAUCCCACUCCAUCCCAUAUUUUCUACUAAUUUAUUUCCUUUCAGUUUUCAAUCGUAGAUGGGUGUUCAACUGGAAGUACAGUGUUUUUCAUGUUUUUUGUAGCUAAAACGAGCUUUGAGUUCAGUGAUGCUUUAAUAGCAGUGAUCAUAAUGAUGAUGUGGGUUUGAUGGCAUGUAUUAUCAAUAAUAAAUCAGCCCUUAAACUAAAUGCAUAGUAAAUAUUGAAGCACUUAGUGACCAUUCAGUAGUGGGUGAAGUCGAUUAUUUUUUUUAUAUCAUUGGGUAUUUGCGCAUAUGGUGCACACCUUCACAUCUACUGGAUGCUUUUGACGAGACAUACCAACAGUAUUGUAUGCAAUGCACAUUAUAUUUAUUCGAAACUCAAAAUUACUUCUGUGUACACAUCUCGUAACUGCAACCGCAUAUCAAAGAAUUUGCAUCAUCUGACGAUUCAAAAUGAUCAGAUGAUUACUUUGCUUCCACCACUUAUUCUGUUCUCCCCUUCUCUCCGACUGCGUACCUUCUUUUAUCGAAAAACGGUGUAGAUGUCAUCCACAAUUACACCAAACUGUCAUGAAGGAAUUUGUCCUUUUUAAAACCAAUGAUAUUCUUCAAGACAAAAGUGAAACGCCAUUCUUGCUUUUUGUGAUGUAAAAGGUGAAUUUUCAGACGGUAACUAAGGGCGGGGCUUAGGGUCAAGGGGAUCGGUAUCGGAGUAAUCACAGGAAUAUGAUUGGUGGUUGGAAUGCUAUGCCCGCCCACUUGGACUCGGAGACCAAUCCCAAAGGUGCGUCUUUUCUGGAGGAAAUGAGCUGCUGACAGUAAACGUUGUGUCCCGCGUUGUCUCCAAGGUGACCAUUGAAGCAUGCCCUGUGCUGUAUUCAAGUAUUAAGGCCUCAUAAAUAUUCCGUCAAUCUAGAUCUGAGAUGUUUCACAUGUAAUACUUUAAUGUUACAUAAUCUGUUGUAGUGACCUUGCAGUAGUAAUAUACCGUUAGCCUUCUUCAUAUUUUAUUUUCUGUGCCUUAUUUAUGUAAUAUUUGGUCAGUGGAUUAUUUGAACUUUGUUGUGUGACUACGCUUACGUGAUGCAAACCGCCAGAGGGGUCCAACGCUGGUGGAAUCAGGCUGAAGGCAUCGACGGCUGCAUUAAAGUGUGAAUGUUGUGCCUCCUAUUACUCCAAUAAAUACCUUUAACUAAAACAAAUGGUG
Messenger RNA from Gadus morhua (Atlantic cod), 4558 nucleotides. RefSeq names its product sema domain, immunoglobulin domain (Ig), short basic domain, secreted, (semaphorin) 3E (gene sema3e). The record is from RefSeq and is a predicted model, not a curated record. The coding region runs from base 347 to 2686 and encodes 779 amino acids. NCBI's taxonomy places the organism in Eukaryota, Metazoa, Chordata, Actinopteri, Gadiformes, Gadidae. Gene Ontology annotation, cellular component: plasma membrane. The transcript has 17 exons. Gene Ontology annotation, molecular function: chemorepellent activity; semaphorin receptor binding. Gene Ontology annotation, biological process: axon guidance; negative chemotaxis; positive regulation of cell migration.